Messenger RNA from Trichomycterus rosablanca, 3814 nucleotides. RefSeq names its product activity-dependent neuroprotector homeobox a (gene adnpa). NCBI's taxonomy places the organism in Eukaryota, Metazoa, Chordata, Actinopteri, Siluriformes, Trichomycteridae. Gene Ontology annotation, biological process: regulation of gene expression. The coding region runs from base 367 to 3138 and encodes 923 amino acids. The transcript has 4 exons. Gene Ontology annotation, cellular component: nucleus. Gene Ontology annotation, molecular function: DNA binding. The record is from RefSeq and is a predicted model, not a curated record.
GGUUGGUGUGGUCCAUAAGUUUAAAAAAAGAUCUGUUCUGGCUCAUAUUUAUCAAGAAAUGAUUGUGUUAUAGACGCGGCAGUUAAUAAUGUGAGCUUCGAAAGCUUCUUAAGCAUAUUUUGCUGAUAAUAAGAAAAAUGCGGAACCUAAUGACAAGUUGUAAAGAUCAACCUGCAUCAAAACUAAAGUGAAGGACUACAGCAUCUGAUUUGAACCGGUUAUCCUGUAAUUUUUUGGGCCAACAAGCAAAAUACUUUUCAUGCUGUAUGGGCAACAAAAUGAAGUAGUUUCUUUUACUUUGCCACCACAAGCGCUUUGUAUCAGCUGGCUUGCUGGCUAACACCAUCAGACAAACCUACAGGGGAGAUGUUUCAGCUUCCAGUGAACAACCUUUCUCGGCUAAGAAAAGCCAGGAAAAGGGUCAAGAGGCUAUUAAGUGACAUUGGCUUAGACUAUUGCAAGGAGCAUGUAAAGGAUUUCAAAGAGUUUGGUCCUGAUGAGUUCAGUAUAAAACAUCUUUACCUUGAUGUAUGUAUGUGGGAUCCGUCCUGGACGAAAUCCCAGGAUUACAGAACAAAGCAGUUUUGCUGCUCCGAUUGCCCAUUUGCUUCUAAGUACUUCUCAGCCUACAAGAAUCACUUUCGCAAUGUUCACAGAGAAGACUUUGAAAACCGUAUCCUGCUCAACUGUUCCUAUUGCAUGUACAGUGGAAACAAGUGGACACUGGAAACUCAUGUCAGGCUUUUUCACAUGCCUCAUAACCUAGUGCGACAAGGCAUAGCUAGUUCUCACCAAGCUGUGGUGGGUGGUCGAGACCUACAAAUACACAAGUCUAUGUUCCCUGACAAAAAUGAACGACCAGUGUAUUACUGCAAAAAAUGUAACUACAGAGACAGACUUUACAAUGUAGUGCGCAGGCACAUUUACAGGGAACACUUUCAACAUGUGGCUGCUCCUUAUGUAACGAAGAGCUCCGAGAAGCAGGAAAACAAUAAGAUGGCCCAGGUCAGCAGUCAUGGUCUUCACUGUAAAAGUUGCUUUUUUGUUUCUCGUUCAUAUGAGACUCUGGUUCAACAUGUCAUUGAGAUCCAUGAACGCACUGGCCAUCAAGUCACUGCCAUGAUUGGCCACACCAGCGUUACAGUGGCCCAUUCACAAACCAACCUGAUUCAGAGAGGGACAACAGUUCCCCCUGGUGUAUCACAUCACUUGGUACAACCAGUGAACUGCAUUAACAUGCCAAAAGUAAUGGGGUUGCUUGUGGGUAAGCAACUUAAACACACUGGUAAAUCGGGUCAACCAUUAAGCAUUAUGCUACCUGAAAAAACUUUGUCUUGCACAGUCUCUCAGUCACAUGCAGGAAAACGCUUAGGUAGCUUAGGGUUCACAUCACGUCGUAAUGCCUCUUUCUCCCCCACAAUAAAGUCUUUACCUUUGUCAUCAGUCCAUGUUGGUACUGCCACAUUGACAUCAUUGCAGGCCAAAAAGGCCUCAGCUAAUAUACUAAACACCUCACAAACACAGAAUUGGAAGAUUUGCAUUAUCUGCAAUAAACUCUUCCCUGAGAGUGUGUAUAGCACUCACUUUGAAAAGGAACACCAGGCAAAAAAGGUGCAAGCUAUGGCUAAGUACAUAAUGAAAAUUCACAGUUUUACAAGUAAGUGUCUGUAUUGUAAUAUUUAUCUUUUGAGUGACUCUCUGUUAAACCACAUUCUUGUACAUGGUCUGGCAUGUCCACAGUGCCAUUCUACAUUUUAUGAGGUGGAGAAAAUAAUAGCGCACAAGCAGCAAGCACACCUAAAUGAGCCAGAAGAUCAUCCCACAGGCUCCCUGCUAAUAUUUGACCUCACAUUUCAGCAUGGCAAUCCUAAGAAUGUACAGCUCAUUGUUACCACCUACAGCAAGAAGGAAGCACCUGAGUUAUCCUUUACAACUGUUCAACCACCGAACAGUGCUAUAGCCAGGUCUACAAUGCUGGCAAAUAAGGGACAAGAUAAAUUCAAUGAACCACUGAUGAGGAUUGCAUCUCAGAGACCCCAGAAGAAGGAAGCUGGCAAAACCCUCUGUCCAUUGUGCUUCACUAUUCUUAAGGGUCCCAUUUCUGAUGCAUUUGCACACCAUCUCCAAAAUCAGCACCAGGUGCUUCAGACACUUCACCCUGUGGAGAAAAAGUUGACUUACAGGUGCAUCCAUUGUUUGGGUGUAUACACAAGUAACAUGACUGCUUCCAUGAUCAAGCUUCAUCUGGUGCACUGUCGAGGGGCUGGACAGACUUCAGAGAUUCAUUGCAGUAAGUUCAUUUCAACUCUUAAACGGGACAUAGCGGCCUCAGAUACAUCUUAUCAAAAAAAGAGGAAGCUGAUGAACCAAGGUAGGUACAAUCCCACAAUAUUUGUGGACAAGCUGGAAAAACCUAUUGUUCUUGCCUUGGACCCCAAAGGUCAUGCAGAUGAGUCUUAUAAUGCACGGAAGUCUUUCCUCACUUCCUAUUUCAACAUUCAGCCCUAUCCAUGUCAACAAGAGGUCGAAAAACUUGCUACAAGCCUAUGGCUUUGGAAGUCAGAUGUAUCAAAUCACUUUGCUAACAACAGACAGUUAUGCAAAGAGGAUUUUGCUACUCGUAAACCAGUAGUGUUACUUGGCUUUAACAUGAAAGCAGUAAACCAGCUAAAGCAUAAUAUAAGCUUUGACUCUAAAUGGGUGUUUACAGUCAGUGACAUGAAGAAAAGUGAAAAAGCAAGAACUUCAAAAAUAAGGCUAAAGAGUUAUGGUUUUUCAGCUGAAGAGGGCAGUGAUACACAAAUCAAAUGUGCCUGUAAGCCACUCCUGGGGUCGUCUUUAGAUUCCUUGACUUUUGAGUCGUAUGGUGAAUUGGAGCAAGCAGCUACAUUUUGUUCUUCAGUUGUUCAGGCCCGGAUAAAAGGGACUGUGCUGAAAGACAAUUUGAUACGUAAAAGAGAUGAAAAGAUGAGUAGUAAUUGUACCAAAGGAGAUGCGAUGUGUUUUGAUGGUUCUGUGUAUAGUUCCAGUCCUGAAGAAACAACAUGGUCAGGUGAAAUGCCCCCUGACAAGAACACUUAUAGUUCAGCUGGCCGGUUUGAAGAGAAGGAGAAGGAGGUUGGGUUACUGGGUAGGUGAUGCUCACCUUGACGGCAAAAACCCGUCCACCAGGGUUAAACCCAAAUGAGAUAAUACAGAAAACUUCUGGGACGAGUAAAAGAUCACUUAAACUGUUUAUUGGUAAUGUUUCUGCUUGAAACAAGCGUAUUUACAAUACAAAGAAAUAUUUAAUAUUUCUGUACACAUAGUUUUCUUAGUAAUUUUAGGCUGAUGUGCUUACACAGUGGAUGGAUUUGUAAUAAAGCUUUUUUAAUUACAUAAUAAAUGCAAUAAUUUAUAUGACUAUUUUAAUUUAACUGUGCCAAUCAUGCAUUUGACAGGUGUUUGCAAACCAGCUUAAAAACAUGCACACACAAAGCUCUUGAUCAUUUUGCCAAUGUGGCGCAACCCAACAUCACUGAGUAGGUGAAAUUCAAAUAAAAACAGAAAGCAGUUGAAUUUCUGGUACUGAUAUGUCAUUGAAAACAGCACAAAAUUGCUAUUUUAUGUUUUAACUUUUAGUCUUCAUUUAUUUUCAUGUUUUACUAUUCUGGUCAGUUCACAAUAGGUACAGUUUCCCAGGAAACACUUGCCGCAAUGCAGUAACACACCCACAGGACGGCAAUCCAUUGCGGGGCCUUGACUGUCCCAAUGUAAGACUUAGGUGUUUGUAAAAUGAUCAAAGCAAGUAAAUAAGUAAUAUCAUGGGAAUAAA